AUGCAUGUCACAGCUGCCUCUCCAUGGAAAAAGAAAGCGGAGUAUGAACCGUCCCAGGGCGCUGAUAAGAAGAGGACGGUCUAUCAGAUGGCACUGAAUAAACUGGAUGAAAUCUUGGCUGCUGCCCAACACACUAUAACCCCAGACAGCCAGGCACAGAGGGGUCACGGGGGCAAGAGGGACCGGGGCAAAAACACUGCUCCCAACUCUCACAACGAGCCAUCCUAUGAUCAGCAAUCUUCAGCGAACAUGGUGCAGUCUGGACCUGGUUAUGGAUAUAACCAAGCGUACUAUCAGCCGGGACAGGGGCCUCAGCACGCAGUUAUGAUGCGACAGAAAUCCUUUGGUGCAAUGGAAGAGGAGCAUGGAUUCCUUCACCCUCCUGCCAUGAAACUCUCCCGGAGCCUCUCAGUACCAGGCCCUGAGGAAAUCCCCCCACCACCAAACACUUCUGCCCCAGAGCCGCCCCUGUCUGCGGGCCCUUACACUGGCAGAGGUCCCGCCAUGCCCAUACCCCCAGUCUCCCAACCCCACUACCAGCACCAUCCCCAGGCAGGGUAUCCCACUCAAGCCGGCUGGGACCGCGGAGGACCAGGGGCCGCGGUUCCCACUCUGCGCCGACAAUCAGAAGGACUUGUCCGAGAGCAAGAAGUGCCGAAACGGGGCGGUGGGAAGAUGGGUGGUCUGAGGCGAGGAUACAGCAGUGCUACACCCCCAACAAGUGCGAAGCCAAAACCCCAGCCUGUGCCACCACACCCCCAGAUGGGCAGCAGGGAACCGUCUGUGGUAGGGGGCAGAGGUGGGACCAGGCGAGGGGGGAGAGGGGCUCUUAUCAAACAGUCGAAAGUGGAGGAUGGAAGUCGACAGCACAGGGGAAAAAGUGGAGCUCCCAAAGAGAAGAGUUCUAUCCCGAUUCCCACUAUCAUUGUGAAGGCUCCAUCCACGAGCAGCAGUGGGCGCAGCAGUCAGGGGAGCAGCAUCGAGGCAGAGCAGUCCCAGGAGGCUGAAGACCCCCCCUCCCCCUCUGCGGACAACACAUCGGACAGUCCCAACAACAGCCUGCCCCAGCCACUAACCACCACCUCACCCCAACCUCCAACUUCCACUACAGCACCUUCAUCAACCGCUCCAACUGUUACAUCCCAACAAACUGUGGAAAACCUGGACCACUCCUCCUCUUUCGGGGCGACGUACGGAGGUCUGGGGAGCGGAAGAGGGGGCGACGGGGCGGGAGCACGCAAGGAACGGGAACGAUUUCGAGACAUGAGAAGAAAAAGUGCUUCUUUUUACUUGUCGUCUGAAGAGGAUAUCCAGGGAGAGGCGGGCGGAGGUGAUGUCGCCGGACAGUACGGCACCAGGAUUCAGCCUUUGCAGGGUUCUCAAAUGGAUGUGCCUAUGCCUCGAUUAAGGCCCUCAAAGUCUAUUGAUGAGGGCAUGUUCUCUGGGGAUAACUAUGUGAACUACUCCAGCAGCAUGCCACCUGCUUUUGGUUUGCCAGAGUAUUCCUCUCCCAUUUUCAGUCACGAUGGCCAGCCCAAGUCAGCUCCCUCUGUCUACGGCCAUCAACCUACUACUACGUUCAUCCAUCCACUGACUGGAAAAGUUCUGGAUCCCUCAUCGCCUCUUGGUCUCGCCCUAGCAGCAAGAGAGAGGGCCUUGAAGGAUGACCGUAGGACGCGGCGUGAUGAUAAAUACUUUGGUCGUCAGAUGUCCACAGUUGGUUUUGCCACUCCCAUGCAAACUCCCACCGCUUCACUCUUCGCGACCCCCUCCCAAUCAACAUAUACCUCUCCAGUUUCAAUGCAUCUCACUUCACCAACUGCCACCACCUCUCCAGCAUCGCUCAGCCGACCCCAAUCCCCAAGAAUAUUGCGUUUGGGCGGUGGAGAAAGAGUGGAGAGGGAAAAGGAAGGAGGACCACGAGAAGGUCUUAGAGUUCGUUUUUCAGAGGAUAGAACUGGUCAAUGUUCUCCUCAAUAUUAUCCCACCUCUAAGGAGGAGGAGAUGUAUAACAGCAAGCCUGUGUCAAUGGUGCAGCCACCCCCACCGCCCUCGCAGCCAGCCCCAUGCAGACCCUCGUUUCUUCAGUUUGAUCCUUCUCACGCUGGAUACAUGCCUCAGUACACAGUCCCAUCCGCCUCAGCCCAUGAGAGUACCAGCAGGGGAGUGGCUGGACAAACCCAAGAUGGUCUAGGACUUAUGGUUCUCCCUCCACCUGCUCCGUCAAUAGAUGCAGAGGAUGAGUUUGUCUUUGUUGACCCACUUCCCCCACCACUACAGUUUGCCAAUGGAAAACAUGGUAGGGGUUUACCGCAUCAGGGGCAGAACACUGGUGCAGCCCAUCCACCACCUCCUCCGACCAGAAAUACCUCCCAGACGACUUCACAAGGGGACUCGGCUACAUCCAGUUUAACCUCGUAUGAUAGCGAAGUGGCCACCCUCACACAGUCCGCCCUGUCACCGUCUUACCCUUCGGCUCAGAUAUUUCCAUCUACAACCACAGAGACUACAGGCUCUGCUGCUGCUGCUGCUCCACCAUCUGUGCACAGGCCACAUCCCAUGUCCCAGUCUCUGCCCUACUACAGUAGCUCUGAUGACCCGUCUGUGAGAGGGCAAAGCCUGGAUCAAGACAGAGGUUCUGCUGCCCUCACAACAACCAUGACAUACACAACUAUCACCAUGACAACAACAACUGCAGCCUCUACCACAACAACUCCUACAACCUCUGACUACAGCAUGAUUGGGUCCAAAGUGGGGAUGGCCCCAGGAGGUAGAGCGGCCGACCACCCACAUCAAUCCAACACAGUUCAUAAAAGCGGAGAGUGGCAGGAUGGAGUGGUGGACUCUGGUAUAGAAGAGCUGGACAGUCACAGCAGUAGUGACCAUCAUUUGGAGAUGCUGGAUGCAAGAGGAAAACUGGGCAGAUCUAAAAUGGAGGAUGGUUUUAGCACCACUUUGGCGGCAUGUUUAGAGAGGCCCAUGGAUAAUCGGCAGGUGACCUGGGUGGAUCUGGAGGAGCAUGAUCAAGGAAGGAUCCAGAGAGGGGCCGUGGCCAUGGACGGUCGAAGAAUGCACUCACCUUUGUCCGGGGUGAAGGCCAAUAUCAUCAAUGAGCUCAGCUCCAAGCUGCAGCAGAUGGGAGGCAUGAAGAGCAUGGACGACUGGAGCCAGACUCCCAAGUCCCCCACCAUGAACAGAUAUUCUGCAGAUUUCUCUGAUGCCUUUCACAGUCCUCCGACUGGUCGCUCCACAUCCCCUUUGCCCACCUCUUCACCGCAGCAUCGUCAGAUCCUGACCCCAAACCUGGCCGCCUCCCCGUCCGUCUCCCCCUCACCUCAAGCUCCAGUGCAGCGUAACUGGACCCGCUCUCCAUCGCCACAGAUUCCCACAUCACCGGUCCACACUCACCCUCCACACUCCCCCACAUACUGUCCUUACCCCACUUCUCCAAAGCAUCGCUCCAAAAUGCGGCGACAGACGUUUGAUUUCCAGUGCAGCCCCACGAAGGAAAUGCGAUCCUCAGUGUCUCGCCGCCGCGCCCCGAGUCCUCUCAUCUACAACACAGAACAGCCCAACCCUGCACCUCCUCGGCCCUCCUCCCUCCCCAUACUGCCCAGCACACCUGUCUACAUCGGCCCCUUUGACUUCCCUGGCCCGCUCACCCCACCCUCCCCCGGACUCCCUCUUGGAGACCCCUACCAGACUUCGACUCCCCCGCUGUACUCACCUUCAGGGAUGCAGAGUCCAAACCCGCUGCUAGUCUCUCGCUCUUUAUCUCCCACCCACUUUCUCUCUGGGGCGUCCUCCCCUCUGCACCUGCCCCCCAGCCCAUCAUGCCUCAACUUCCCUCACCUCACCCCUCCACCACCAGCCAAACCCUUUGCUGUGAAGCCCCUGCCCUACUGGACCAAAUACGACGUAGCGGACUGGCUGAUUUACCUGAACCUGGGGGAACACAGGGACCGUUUUAUAGACAAUGAGAUUGACGGGUCACAUCUGCCGUCGCUAACAAAGGACGACUUCUUGGACCUGGGGGUGACGAGAGUGGGUCACCGCAUGAACAUCGAGCGUGCGCUGAAGAAGCUCACAGACAGGGUACCCAGUUCUCCCAUUCAUGUCACUACUUCCCCCCAAGACACAGACUGA
Molecule: messenger RNA, 4146 nt
Organism: Knipowitschia caucasica
Lineage: Eukaryota; Metazoa; Chordata; Actinopteri; Gobiiformes; Gobiidae
Source: the annotation of a GenBank genome assembly